Physella acuta is the source of this 3987-nucleotide messenger RNA. Its product is annotated as target of rapamycin complex 2 subunit MAPKAP1. The record is from RefSeq and is a predicted model, not a curated record. Gene Ontology annotation, biological process: TORC2 signaling. Gene Ontology annotation, cellular component: TORC2 complex; plasma membrane; cytoplasm. Gene Ontology annotation, molecular function: phosphatidylinositol-4,5-bisphosphate binding. Lineage: Eukaryota; Metazoa; Mollusca; Gastropoda; Physidae.
CUAGAUCUAGAUUCCAGAAUGUAGAAAUUCUAAAUCUAACAAAUCAGAUUCUAAUCUAAACUAAAUUCUAGCUGAGCUAGAACAUUCACAAUCUUACUUCUUAGUUCAGUGGCUAGACUAGACUGACUAGACCUUCAGUCACCGAGAGGCAGUGUGAGAGGAGUGAGCUGUCAAAAUGUUGACAACAAAAGCUUUUACUUUUACCUACAGAUGUCUGAGAUGUUAAAGAAGUUGAUGCAGUAUUUAAAAGAACAUUAUGAACCUUGUGCCAUGUUGCUUGUGGUUUAGUUGUACCUGACCUGUUGACCCUGCGUGUGCAGGCAAUAACCAGUAGCCAUGGCGAUGAUGGACAACGUUGAUUUCCUCAUUAGUCACAUACGCAACGCCUUUGUGACGAGUGACGAUACCAGCAUGUCAGAGUGGGUUAUCACUGAGUGCCGCAUACAAGAUGAGUCUGACUUGAAGCGGGACAGCACUCACAGGUACAACAGAAAUAAUAUCAGCAGUCGCAGUGACAGUAUGAGUGACGGCCCCUCUGAUAAUGAAAUUAAAGGAUCAAUGGAUAUCCACCCUGAUAUGGACUUUGGUGCUCACAGGCGCAGGUCUAACACUGCCCAGAGACUUGAGCGCCUGAAGAAGGAGAAGAGAACUCAGUGCAAGAUGAAGACAAUCCAGUGGAAAGAUGCACCAGAUACAUACAAAGUGGAUGAGAAAGGACACCUGUUUGAGAAAAGGGAGGUGACUCUAGCGCCUGUAUUGAAGACAGAUCCUGCUGCCUCUAAGGAAAACGUUCCCCCCGAAACAGCUGAAGACAGGAGGAAAUCUGUGUCCACCCUCACCCAGCAGCUGAAGGAGCUAGACUGUCACGGCAGCAACCCCUUCUUUAAAUAUGCCAAAUUUGAUGGCAGGACAGCAGGAGGCCUCCCUACCCGCAAGCUGGACAUCUUCCUGGCCUUUGCCCCACCUGACCAACAAGCUUACCCCAUGUCCAUCCUGGUCACAGCCAAUGCUAAAGCCCAGGAGGUCGUUGGCCUGGUGUGUUGGCAGUACACGGAUGAAGGCAGGAAGCCGGAUAUCCAGUCCGUAGCUGGACAUAUUGACCCAAAUGACUUUGUGAACAAGUUCUCCCUGCACAUGGUUGAAGAUGAUGGUGAGAUAGACACAGACUUCCCCCCUAUUGUACCCACUGACCCUGUGUCUAAGUACGGCUUCACCAAGUUUGCUCUGGUGGCCAAUGCACCAGUUCAACCUAAAUCUGCCCUAGUCACCAUAAAUGUCCCCAACCGAGGAUUCAACAAGUUCCAGGUGGAUUCAAUGAGUGUAACAAUGAGGGAACUCAUGGACAAAGUCAUCAAAAAAAGGAAAAUGAAAAUACGACCAGGUUUGAACUACACUUUAGAAAAAGCUGGCAAGAGUGAGAUUGGCAAGCCAGUGGACCUGGAUGCCAUGCUUGGCUCCAUGAACUGUUUAGAGUUUUUUCUUAUAAGAGAGAACAGCUCAAGGGGGGACGUGGAGUCCAACGGAGAGGAAGAUCAGAAAAUGGCCGAGUCAUUAAUGAGUCACCAGUACAAGUCUUUCAUUGUCAGCAUGGUGCACAAGUUGAGGACAAACACAGAGGUGCAGUUAGGCAUCAGUGGGGAUAAGAUAGAGAUUGACCCAGUCAAGGGGACGACUCGUCUGUUCCGCCAGAAAGCUGUCACCUACGACGCUGAUUGUGUGGCGGCCUGCGAUGUCACUGAAACAAAAAGUAGCGGUCGAGCUGUGUUCCGCCUGACCUACUUAAACGGGGCAGACUACAAACAGCACUACUUCGAGGCUGACCAGACCGUUGCCACAGAGAUCGUGGAGAAGGUCAACAACAUCCUGGAGCUCAAGUUCAGCCCAGUCAGGAAGGAGUUUGUCUUCACCCAGGAGAAGAAAGCCUUACAGAAACGGGACUCCAUCAAGAGGGACUCGUCCAUUAAAAUGGGGCACUGAUUCCUCUGGUCACGUCAAUUGCUGACACUAGACAAUGGUACAGACUUCUUGUAUGCAGCAAUACAGUUGUAUUGUAUCUGGUUAGUUGUAUCAAAGCUACAAAGUUACAACGUUAGAGACACUCCAGUAUAUGGGUAGCUGAUUCCAAAAGAAUGGAGUCAUGGACUCUAAUAUUAUUCUAGUAUUUGUAUCAGUGAAUCUUGCGCUGUUUUAUGAAGGGUAUAAUUGGCAUAAACUCAGGCUCUGAUUUUGAAUAUCUCAUGAUGGUCUGAUGCUUGUCUGAUUUUCUCAUGAUGGAUUGAUUAUUAUCUUUAAGAAUGCCCAAAGGCAGGGCAUGUUGGAGAGAUGGUAAAAGUUAGUUCCUCUUUCCAUCUUUCUAGUUUGUUAACUAACAAAUGAAGAUGUGGUCAGUGCUAUCUCUGUCAGACUGAAGCCCUCACUGACUGAUGUGUACAUGGGUCAGUGCUAUCUCUGUCAGACUGAAGCCCUCACUGACUGAUGUGUACAUGGGUCAGUGCUAUCUCUGUCAGACUGAACCCCUCACUGACUGAUGUGUACAUGGGUCAGUGCUAUCUCUGUCUAGCUGGUGAAGCUCUCACUGACUGAUGUGUACAUGGGUCAGUGCUAUCUCUGUCAGACUGAACCCCUCACUGACUGAUGUGUACAUGGGUCAGUGCUAUCUCUGUCUAGCUGGUGAAGCUCUCACUGACUGAUGUGUACAUGGGUCAGUGCUAUCUCUGUCUAGCUGGUGAAGCUCUCACUGACUGAUGUGUACAUGGGUCAGUGCUAUCUCUGUCUAGCUGGUGAAGCUCUCACUGACUGAUGUGUACAUGGACCAGUGCUAUCUGUCAGGCUGAAGCCCUCACUGACUGAUGUGUACAUGGGUCAGUGCUAUCUCUGUCAGACUGAAGCCCUCACUGACUGAUGUGUACAUGGGCCAGUGCUAUCUCUGUCAGACUGAACCCCUCACUGACUGAUGUGUACAUGGGCCAGUGCUAUCUCUGUCAGGCUGAACCCCUCACUGACUGAUAUGUACAUGGCUCAGUGCUAUCUCUGUCUAGCUAGUGAACCCCUCACUGACUGAUGUGUACAUGGGUCAGUGCUAUCUCUGUCAGACUGAAGCCCUCACUGACUGAUGUGUACAUGGGUCAGUGCUAUCUCUGUCAGACUGAAGCCCUCACUGACUGAUGUGUACAUGGGUCAGUGCUAUCUCUGUCAGACUGAAACCCUCACUGACUGAUGUGUACAUGGGUCAGUGCUAUCUCUAACAGACUGAACCCCUCACUGACUGAUGUGUACAUGGGUCAGUGCUAUCUCUGUCUAGCUGGUGAAGCUCUCACUGACUGAUGUGUACAUGGGUCAGUGCUAUCUCUGUCUAGCUGGUGAAGCCCUCACUGACUGAUGUGUACAUGGGUCAGUGCUAUCUCUGUCAGACUGAAGCCCUCACUGACUGAUGUGUACAUGGGUCAGUGCUAUCUCUGUCAGACUGAAGCCCUCACUGACUGAUGUGUACAUGGGUCAGUGCUAUCUGUCAGGCUUCUGGUGAAAGCUCAUUGACAAAUAUAAUCUGGCUUGAGCUCUGACUGAGGUGGUAGUUUAAUGCUGUAUUGUAGUACAGCAUGAGACAUAACAAAACAGUUACUCUAACGUAAAACAAAAAAGAACUGGUGUGAUUGAAUAGACUACCUACUUGCGUUCAGAUAUAGACAGAUUUAAUUAUGUAUGAAAUUGUAUGUGUUUAUAUACAGGUAUAUAAACAUUCUUAUGUGAAAAAUAUGCAUUGAUUAUUAUAUUAUAAUAUUUGUAUGUAUUAUGUAUAUGAAAGUAAGUCUUAAAUAAACAUGAAUGACAUGGUGGAGUGAUAGAGCACAAAACCAUGUGUUGGGUAAAUUGAGUUCAAGUCUACAGGAUGUAAACUCUGCUUUAAUAAGUGUAGAGAGUUAUCUGUGAUGGUCACAGUGUAGAGAGUUAUCUGUGAUGGUUUUUACUCUUCUUGAAGUUGAAGCUUAA